Bolinopsis microptera is the source of this 2627-nucleotide messenger RNA. RefSeq names its product dynein intermediate chain 2, ciliary-like. Gene Ontology annotation, biological process: outer dynein arm assembly; cilium movement. NCBI's taxonomy places the organism in Eukaryota, Metazoa, Ctenophora, Tentaculata, Lobata, Bolinopsidae. Bases 198 to 2126 code for a protein of 642 amino acids. The transcript has 9 exons. The record is from RefSeq and is a predicted model, not a curated record. Gene Ontology annotation, molecular function: dynein light chain binding; dynein heavy chain binding. Gene Ontology annotation, cellular component: outer dynein arm.
AGUACACCUGGCGUUGUAUUUAGGUGUAUCCAUGGUAACCAACACGCUCCCUGUACGAGUACAGGACAAAGCAGUGCCUUCAGUACACUAUCAUUUUGUCUCGUUAGCUCAUUGUGCAUAUUAACAGUACCUAAUAUCUUGUAUCGUGUAUCUGCUAUUUUCUUGUGUCUCCAGCACUUCAUUGGAUAUAUAGCGUCAUGUCAGCAAUGGAACCUAAAAUCCUGAUGAAGCCAGACGACCAGCUAGAUCUGUCUCCAGAGGAGCUGAAGGAGGAGUUUACUAGAAUCCUGACUGCCAACAAUCCUCACGCCCCCAACAAUAUUGUUCGCUACAGUUUCAAAGAGCGUUGUUACAAGAUGAAGAUGGGGGUUGACCAGCUAGCUAUCCACUUCUCAAUGGACGGUAACAUGUUACAUAAGGAGAGUGACGAGGGACGACGGCAGCUUACACGGCUAGGACUGUCAGACUCUGGGACAGGUGUGGAGCAGAACCUCAAUGAAAUAGAGAUACCAGGAGAAGAGGAACUGGAACUGGAGCUGGAGGGAGAAGAGGCGGAAAGGGAUGCUCCUAAGGAGGUCCUUGCAGCGGUGAAGCCAGAAUCUGCUCUGAGAAACCAAUUCAACUACAGUGAACGAGCUUCACAAACCUUCAACAAUCCUUACAGGGAACGUGGCACAACUACAGAACCACCUCCCCGCACAAACUUCUCAGCAACAGCCAACCAGUGGGAAAUAUUUGACGCAUACCAAGAAGAAAUGGAUCGGCAAGAGAGACAGAAAGAGAAACAAAAGUCACGUGACAAGGAGGUGGAGAAGAGAGGCAAGAGUUCAGUACCGGAGCUGAACCAGGGAGACGAGAUUCAGAGGAUAGGGACACCUGCUAAGAUUGUGGAGAGGAUGGUUAAUCAGAACACACACGAUGAGAUUGCGCAGGAUUUUAAGUACUGGGAGGAUGCAUCAGAUGAGUUCAAGGGGAAUGAAGGUACUCUGUUGCCCCUCUGGCCUUUCAAGUCGGAUAAAGCUAAGAAACUGUCGGUUACUGCUGUUGUUUUCAAUCCGGAGUAUGAUGAUAUGUUCGCAGUGGGUCAUGGCAGCUAUGAUUUCUUGAAACAAGGGUCUGGCUUGAUAUGUGUGUACUCUCUGAAGAACCCAUCUUUUCCUGAGUUCACCUACACCACCGAGAGUGGGGUUAUGACCCUAGAUUUUCACCCCGAGCACCCCUGGCUGAUGGCUGUGGGGUUCUAUGAUGGCGGUGUGGCAGUUUACAAUCUCCGGGAUAAGAUGAACGAACCAAACUAUUCGUCUUCUGCCAAGAAUGGCAAACAUACUGACACCGUGUGGCAGGUGUACUGGCAAGAGAACGAUCUGGACAACAACCUGAACUUCUUCUCAAUCUCAAGUGACGGUAGGGUGACGUGUUGGAGUCUGAUAAAGAACGAGCUGCACAACACUGAUAUCAUACUAAUACGACUGAACACCACAGCAGAGCCCGACCCUGGGGCUGGGGGACUUGAUUUAGCAUGUGGAACGUGUUUCGACUUCCACAAGUUCACGGACUACCUGUUCCUGGUGGGAACGGAGGAGGGCAAGAUCCACAAGUGUAGCAAACAUUACAGUUCUCAAUAUCUGGAUACCUACCACGCCCAUCACAUGGCCGUGUACGCUGUCCGCUGGAACAACUUCCAUCCUCGAGUCUUUGCUAGCUGCAGUGCUGACUGGACCGUCAAGAUCUGGGAUCAUAACUACAGUGAGCCAAUGUUCACGUUUGACCUGGGGAACUCAGUCGGUGACGUGGUUUGGUCGCCCUAUUCUGCAACUGUGUUCGGUGCUGUGACGGACGAUGGUCAGGUGCACAUAUUCGACCUGAGUCAGGAGAAAUACAGUCCUCUCUGUCAGCAGUCAGUUGUGCAGAAAAAGAGAACAAAAGUUAAUCAUUUGGCGUUCAACAAACACUAUCCUGUAAUUCUUGUUGGAGAUGACCGAGGCAACGCUUUGACUCUAAAACUUAGCCCCAACCUCAGAAAAUGCCUAAAGGACAAAGCGUACUCGAAUGAGAACGAGAUAGCUAAGAUGGAGAAACUUCUCGAACUGGUCCGAGAGCCAGCUGAGAAUCUGAGUGACAAAUAAGAACGAGAUUGUUAAAUGUUUACCUGUAACUGGUUGCUUCAUGGCUUCGUGUGAUCACCUUAAAUAGCUACUCGUGUGCAGCCGGUCGUUAUUGCAAAAGACUUAACAUUUAGAUGUUCAUUGUUCAUUGUUCUGACAUGUUCAUCAAGUUUAAAGUACUAGUACGCUAGACGCCACUGCCAAACUUAUAGCCGAUAUUCAAAUGCUUUUUGUAACUUUUGUGUUAAUCCAAAACAGCGCAGAAAGUGACAAAUCAGAAGGUUGUGAGCUCAAAGUAAAAAACCGUUUAGAUGUUGUAUAACUGAUAACAUUAACUGUGCAUGUUGUUGAAUGCAUAAUAAUCGCUGCAGAAUCAAACGGAAAAAGAGUUUGAUUUCAUGUUUUGACACGACUGAAAAUUGUAAUAUAAGAUGUAAGAAUGAGUGUAUUAUUUGUACAUCUGUAUGCUGUAAGAUAUUUUUAGUUUCAUUUCAUAGUACUUAUUUUAAUCAAUUAGUACAC